Messenger RNA from Diaporthe batatas, 2390 nucleotides. RefSeq lists its product as uncharacterized. The transcript is spliced from 2 exons. NCBI's taxonomy places the organism in Eukaryota, Fungi, Ascomycota, Sordariomycetes, Diaporthales, Diaporthaceae. The coding region runs from base 175 to 1989 and encodes 604 amino acids. Gene Ontology annotation, molecular function: protein binding. The record is from RefSeq and is a predicted model, not a curated record.
GUGCAUCCUCCGCGCCACCAACUUCGGCUGCCUGAAAUUCACUCUUAUAUGCCAGACCGUUCGCAUUCAUGCUAUGUUUCUUGACCCUUGGAAUACAUGUGGAACCAUGAACCCUGAUGUCUCACCCCCACAGAAGUCGUGUCAUUCCUAUAUUUGACGUUUGCAAGUCCCGCAAUGUCGACCUUCUCAGCUGCGGCACUCUCAGCACGGUGUCAGAGCAUCCACGAUCGUGUGAUCUCGGCAGCGGCUGGUAUCGGUGAGAGUGCUGCACAACGGCACGCCAGCGACUCCCCGCUCAUCCAAUUGUCUGCCAAGCUGAGGGAGCUAGGCGAAGCGGCAUUGCAGCUGGGAAGCAAGCUGAGCGGCACGGAGCCCAUUUCUCAGGAUCUCCAAAACGCAAUCAAAGACCGACUUGAGAAAUGUGCGUCGGCUGAGGCGAUCGUGGAAGAAGGGACCGCUGUCUCCAAGACUCGUCUGCUCCCGAUCAGCCAGGACCUGUUGUCCAAAUAUAGUAGUUGGGCAAGUCUCGAGACUUCGGCAAUGGAGAGCUUGGUAGAAGCUCUCGAGAUGAAAACCACGGAUGGCCAGAACAAGCUCUUGAGUGGCCCAGAGUAUCGCGCACUGAUAGGAAUCGCAGACACUGCAUUCAUGGCCGUUAUCUCCAGCCAAACUGGCCCUUCUGGCAUGGAGAGUGAGGCACCACCGCCCUUGGAUGACGAACCACCGCCGCCCUACGACGAGGACACAUCUGAACAUGUGUCGGAUGUGAAACAACCCGAACCUGUCGCACCGUCCACUGCAAGCCCAUCAUCUUCCAAAAGCGCGCCGCCAAAGAAUCUGGUGGAGCUCUUCAGGGCUGUGACUGCUUCUUUCCGUCAGAAGCCGAAGCCUCUCGUCGCGGCUCUCUGUGAGGCGUGCGCCAGAGGCGACAUCAAAAACGUCACCGCGCUCGUCUCAAAUGGGGCGGAUAUCAACGGACGCAAUCAAGAUGGCAAGACACCCCUUGUCGUGGCCAUCGAGAACAGACAGCUUCCUGUCUUUACCGAGCUACUGGAGCUUGGAGCGUCGAAGGACGUGAAAGACUCGGCAAAGAAGAUGCCUCCUCUCUUCUGGGCGGCCUCGGUUGGGGACCUUCAAAUGGCGAAGGUUCUCCUACAACAUGGAUGCAAACCGAACCAGAAGAAUAUGUAUGGGCAUGCCUAUUUCUUGGACGUCAUUGACAAGGGCGACGUGGACAUGGUACAGCUCUUAUUGGACCACGGGGCCAAGGCCAACACGACCGACCUGUACGGCCGGCCUGCCAUUCAUCACGCCUACUCGGCAAACAAUCUGGCGAUGUUGAAGCUGUUGCAGUCGCGCGGCGGCUCAGUCAACGCCAGCGACAUGACCGGCUGCCCAAUGAUCAUCCUCGCUCUGCAGGAAAAUAAGGAUGACAUACUCAAUUUCCUGAUCGAGUACGGUGCGAAUGUUAACGCCACAACAGCCACUGGUCUACCCCUGGUAGUUGAGGCGUUCACGAGGGGGCGCAUCGACGUCGUCAAGACGUUGCUGGAACGAGGCGCCGACGCAAACGCCAAAGACCUCGUGGGGUCCAGCAUGCUUAUGAACGCGGCCAAAUCUGACAAGCUGGAGGCGGACGCUCGAAAGGAGGUGAUCAAAGCCCUUCUCAAUCAUGGCGCUAAACCCAACGACCGUGAUGCGUGGGGGAAGUCCGUCGUCAGCUUCAUAGUAGAGCGGGGGACCCUCAGUCUCGUGCCCCUUCUACUCGAGAACGGCCUCGACCCGAAUCAACUGCUCUCUAAUGGAGAGACCCUCUUGGAGUAUGCUGCCAGGACUGAUAAUCAGGAGCUUGUCAGGGAAAUAUUCAGUUACGGUGCGAGACGUGAUGUUGGCAUUGCUCAGGUGCUGCACGCACGCGCCUUUGGUCUACCACUGAUGGAUCCACCGAGUCAAGGAACCGGGCCUUUCGUACGAGGUCCCAUAGGGUGAAACUUCCUGUGAGAUGUGAGGGUCGAAUCGAUCGCGGCAGUACUGUUAGGAAUAUAGGGCGUUUCGAGCUGAAGAGAAAGUGCAUCUGGAGUUUCUUGACAACCGCAAUGCGAGGUGCGAGGAUUACGAGACAUGAAGCUUACACAGAAUAUGAGUUUAUGUUUAAGUAAGGUUUAUAAUGCGUAAUCGGACGAUCUUAUUCCAAUUCCCAACGUCUCGCCAGCGCCGUCUCAUGGCGCCUUGACGGCUUCAAUAGCAGCCUUCACAACCUCAUCAAAUGACCGCUGCGGAAGUUCUAGCAGGUCGUUCAUUAUGUUUCCCUCUUUCUCCAGAUGUCCACCAUAUCUUCCCGUCACGAAACCAGUCUCAAUCAGUGAGUAGAUGGCCCCGCCAUCCCCAGC